This is a messenger RNA of Linum tenue, 135 nucleotides long. The record is from the annotation of a GenBank genome assembly. Lineage: Eukaryota; Viridiplantae; Streptophyta; Magnoliopsida; Malpighiales; Linaceae.
AUGCGAGUCUGGCUCGGCACGUACGAGACCCCUGAAGCCGCCGCCUACGCUUACGAUCGCGCCACCUACAAGCUCAGAGUUGGAGAGGAAGAAAAACGGGAGGGAGGAAGGCGGCGCGGGAUGGAGGCGGAUUGA